AUUCGACGAAUUCUCCAAUCAAUCAAGUCUAUACUGUUACAGUUCCUGCGUUGGUCCACUACCUAGUUUGGGCCUUGGCAAACUGGCGAAUAUGGAGUUUGUUUCGUGCAAUGACGGUGAAAGUUUUGUUUGCGUCGUGCAAGACGAAACUACAGCGGACUUUCACAGCUCCAAGCAUCGAACUACGUGCACUCCGACAACUACCGUGCGCAGCUUCUAUCAAGAGGUCGCUAGCUUAGCGCAUUACAUGAUUGAUACGUUUGUGUUGGUCUGGUGCAAUCCGAACGGUUCGGAUGAACGACUGAUUCCUGACUCCACAACAACAUUGGGCGAGCUAGGCCUAUCGGGCAAACGGCAGAACUUCCUGCUGUCCCAGAAAGAUGGUAUCGACCCAGUGAAGAGCUUUGUGAGCGUCAAUGAGCAAGGCGACCGUACCAACAUACACGCCGGUGAGAGCAAUGGAAAUAGCCUCUAUCCUGAAGAUCAGACCACUCCAGUCUCUAUGAACUUGGUGGCGUUGGGAACGGAUGAUGACACUGUGAGCUCGACCACAGGUACGUACGGCAGCGACGGCGGCGGUAUUGCCAGCAGCAGCAGCAGCAAUGCAAAGACAGAGUAUGUGGGACUGGUGAACCAGGCAAUGACAUGCUACCUGAACAGUCUGCUGCAAACACUGUACAUGACGCCGGAAUUCCGCAAUGCCAUCUACCGAUGGCGCUUCGACGGCACACCGGACGAAGAAUCGCGCAGCAUCCCGUUCCAGCUGCAGAAGCUCUUCGCCAACCUGCAGACGUCCACAAAGGAUGCGGUGGAAACAACGGACGUCACGAAAAGCUUUGGCUGGACAAGCAGUGAUGCAUGGCAACAGCAUGAUAUCCAAGAGCUGUGCCGCGUUAUGUUUGAUGCACUGGAGAAGAAGUUCAAGGGAACAGACCAAGACAAUCUCAUCAAGCAGCUGUAUGAAGGUGAAAUGCAGGACUAUGUCAAGUGCCUGGAAUGCGGCCACGAAAGUGCAAGGACCGAUACAUUCCUGGAUGUGCCACUGGUGAUUAAGCCGUUCGGUGCCAGCAAAGCCUGCGGUAGUGUUGAGGAGGCUCUGAAAGCGUUCGCCACACCAGAGACCCUGGACGAGUCAAACCAGUACAUGUGCGAUAAAUGUGACAAGAAGGUGGACGCGCACAAGGGACUGAAGUUCCUGAGCUUCCCGUACCUUCUCACGCUGCAGCUGAAGCGAUUUGAUUUUGACUACACAACGAUGCAUCGCAUAAAGCUGAACGAUCGCGUGACCUUCCCACACAGGUUGGAUCUGAGCAACUUCAUUGGCAAGGACGGCGGCGGCCACGGCGUGGCGAGUCGUCACUGUGACACUGCUUGCCAACAGACUGGACAAACUCCUCCUAGCGCUGCCGCGACAGGUCUCACUGGUGAUGAUGACGUCGCGGUGACAUCAACAAUCGGUGAAGCGUCGUCAUGCUCUGCAGCGGCGGAAGGCCAGCAGCCUGACAGCUGUGAUCGUGAACACCAUGCCGCGGCGAACGAGAAGGAACUUGCGUCACCGACACCAAGCAGCAGCGAUGAGUCCAGCCCAGCACAUGAGUAUGAGUUGUUCUCCAUAAUGGUUCACUCGGGGAGUGCGAGUGGUGGCCAUUACUAUGCCUACAUUCGCUCCUUCAAAGAUGGCGAGUGGUACAGUUUCAAUGACACAACGGUGAAGGCGAUUUCUGACCGAGAUAUUGAGAGUACGUUUGGCUCUGGGACCAGCUCAUCGUUCUAUUCCUACUCUAGCAUGUACAGAUCAUCAGCUAAUGCGUACAUGCUCAUGUAUAGACAGGUCAACGCAGAACGCAAUGCCAUGCCGUUAGAAACAGCCAUGUUACCGGAACAUGUAACAGAGGUGAUAGGCCGUGUUGCUCGCGAAGAAGAAGAGGAGCGCAUUCGUGUGGAGCGGGAACGUUCUACUCUGAGAACCAGAAUCUACUAUGAUGAUCCCGGCCAUGACAAGCUUGUUGGUCGGCAGAUUGCGUUUCAUAACGAGCUGCCACUUGGCGAGGCACUGGUGGAAGCCCAUAAGCUGUGGGAGCUUGAUGCGGGUAUUGUACCGCUGGAGAGAUGCCGCUUAGUGAAGUACGAUUCCUUCUACGAAGUUCCGAGCAAAUCCCUGGACCAUCUAGAUGUGUCAACACCUCUCUCCAAGAUUGCAGCAACUCCAUUCUCUUCAAGUGAGACACUGGCCUUCAUGCUGGAAGCACGUUGUGAGAAUGAAGAGUUUGAGGAAUACCAGUCGUCCGAUGAUUGCUGCUUCCUGAAGAUCUUCUAUGUGGACCUUAGUGCUGAGACAGUGACACGAAAGCCAAUGAUCUGUGCUGAUCUGCAAUGGACGGUGCAUGACUUACGUCUAUACCUUGCAAAGAAGUUCAAGUGCAGUGUGGAAGGAAUACGUUUGCUUGCGGACCGAUACUACUCUGCUCCUCAGCUGAUGACCAAGGAGACAUCAACUCUGAAAGCGCUUGGUUUCUACGUCUCUAACAAGAUCUAUGUAUCUGCAGCCUACACUGAAGACCAACUCCAAGAUGUGUUAGUUCCGUACGAGACGUCUCGCCUGCAGGGCAUUGUGGACACUUGCCUUCAUACGUUGCUGCUAACUGUCACGUUGCCAUCAGAAGAGGCCAUUUCCAGGUAUCGGAAUGCUACCGUAGGCCAAGAAGCAAGCCAAAGCCAACCGACCUCCAACGGAAACACAGCUCGGACAAUCUGUCUGGCAAUGGACAACCGCAAGACUAUAUCUGAUGUGAAGGAGAAGCUCUCCGAAGAGAUCCAGCUCCCUGUUGAGUCGUUCAAACUACACAGAGCAUAUGGCACUGGUCAGGAGUUUGAAGUGACCCGACCAACGGAGCUGCUAACGCAAUAUGACGGCAAAACCAGCAUCCGCGUCAGCCUUGGCAGAGCGCUGCGAAUCGGUGAGUACCGUGUGAAGGUACACCUGUUUCAGCUCGACAAUCCAGCCCAGGAGGAGCAGGAGAAUGGAAGUUCUCCUGCUGCAAAACCAGCACUGACUAAUGGUACAGCAGAGUCAGCAGCAUCAGCAAUGCCAACACUCCUAACUGCAACAUCAGGAGCUAACGGGUCGGACGCAAAAACAGCACCGCCAUCGCCAGCAGCAGAUGAGCCAACUGAGACGACCGCUCCCAUUGAAGAAACUGCAAAGGCUACAGCAGCAGCAGCUGUUACAGCGCAGAAACCUAUGGCAAAGUACGAGGAUGCGCAUGAAUCUUACCUUCUGUGCACCAGCGUGGUGAGCAAAGGAAUGACCGUGCUACAGUUAAAGAAGAAUAUUCUGAACGAUUCCUCGACAUCACUUCCAUCAUCCAUGCCACGUGACCCAUCCAGGCUGCGCCUGCGGAAGCGUUGCUGGAAAUAUCCAGCGACCGUUCUUCUCGACACGAUGAAGUUUGAAGAAGACAUCAGUGUUUACACUAACUGGGAUGUCUUCCUACAAGUGUUGCCAGAACCGGAAUGUAUGACAAGUUCGUUGCAAACGAUUGUCUUUGUUCGCAGGUGGAAGCCAUCUUCAUAUUCGUUGGGACCAUGGAAAGAGAUCGUCUUGCACGACAAGUUACCCAACACACUGAAAGAUGCUAUUUCCGUCCUCUCAGCCAUACCAGCCGAGCGUGUGAAGAUUGCCCGCGGUCGUGGCAGUUUCCCGUGUGACACUGCAUUGCUUGAUAUGCCCGAUCAAGAUUGGGACCCUGACGUUCGAUCACUCGGAGACUACCCGGUCAACCUGUCGGACGACGGUGUGGUGUUCUUCUACUGUGACAGUGAGGAGAAGCUGCAGAAUCUGAGCGAUGAGCGGCGUAAAGACAUCCAGAAGCAAGAUACCGCACGCUUUGGCAAUCAGUCAACCGUAUCCAGCUAUUACUUCAGGGAGAAGGCACUGAAAAUCUAUACCAGUGUCGACGAGGACAAUGACUCUCGCUAAGCCAACAAACACAUACGCAGACAACUGUAGCGGCAGCAGUGCCAGCAGCAUCAGCAGUACCAGCAGCAUCAGCAGUGCCAGCAGCAUCAGCAAUGCCAACAGCAUCAGCAGCACUAGCAGUGCCAGCAGCAUUAGCAGUGCCAGCAGCAUUAGCAGUGCCAGCAGCAUCAGCAGCAUCAGCAGCAGCGCUGGCCUCAGUUACCCAUGGACUAGCAGUUAUACAACAUAGUCCACAAUUGUGGUGGUAAGUCCUGCGUGUUACCGGUUUCACUUGGACGUGGACUGGCCGCUGUGACUGUGUGUGUCAGGUGAGCCUCUGCUACUACCACUACCAGCGUCAUUGUAUAGCUAUCAACACUGGUGUGUGUGUAUGUCUCUCUCGUAUAUCAGUUAGUUCAGCUAUCAACACUGGUCUAUCAGCACUGGUCUAUCAGCACUGGUCUAUCAACACUGGUCUAUCAGCACUGGUCUAUCAGCACUGGUCUAUCAGCACUGGUCUAUCAAAAACUGGUCUAUCAACACUGGUCUAUCAACACUGGUCUAUCAGCACUGGUCUAUCAACACUGGUGUGUGUGUGUGUGUGUGUGUCUCUCUCUCCUGUAUAUCAGUUAGUUCUAGUUGCGCCCGUUUACACUUGUAAAGUUAUUUGUACUAUAUCCGUCUGCAAGACAUCAGUCUCGGCAUUGUUUUCCGACUAUUGUCUAACCCCCCUGGACAAAUGGUGAAUCAGCAUGCCGCGCCGGGCCUGAUGAAUGAUUGCCGAUGCAUACCUGCUGCAUCAAAAUUAAGCCAUUGUCAGUUGUUUUGCUAUUCUGGAAAUGGCCUUGAAGCCUUCUUUCAUUGUAGAUCUACCACUACUUGCACGACAUGUAAUGAGUGUGGGGCUGAGUGCCCUGCAAUGCAUGGCGUCUGUGGUAGUGCUGUACAGUGUAUCUAUUCUCUUCCCUGCCGCUGUGAAUUGUGUCCGGCGUACGUGUGUGUGUGUGUGCGCGGGUGUAUGUGUGUGUGGUGCGUGCAUAUUUCCAAGCUUUCAAAAUAGCCCGGCUGAUUGUCUUGAGUUAUAAUGUUGACUUUGCACACCACAGUCUGUAUUGUUUCUAGCACAACACACACUGCUUGUGGUGCGACGGCGCUGGUGUGACCUGCAAGACUAAUAAUAUUAUAUACCUACAAGUCUCCUUGUUCAUAAACGUGUCUUGUGUGUGGAGACUGAGUGAGCACUUAUACAUGCUCACACUUACUGACUA
Messenger RNA from Sycon ciliatum, 5226 nucleotides. RefSeq names its product ubiquitin carboxyl-terminal hydrolase 47-like. Lineage: Eukaryota; Metazoa; Porifera; Calcarea; Leucosolenida; Sycettidae. The transcript has 4 exons. Gene Ontology annotation, cellular component: cytosol; nucleus. Gene Ontology annotation, biological process: protein deubiquitination. Gene Ontology annotation, molecular function: cysteine-type deubiquitinase activity. The coding region runs from base 92 to 3979 and encodes 1295 amino acids. The record is from RefSeq and is a predicted model, not a curated record.